UAUUCCAAUGACAUCCAAGUUGGUAAUUGUGGUGGGAAUUUGGGUUUCCUAUAUUGAUCCUCCAAGAAUAACCACCUCCUAAAGAUAUCCCAUUUUUACUUUCUCUAAAAAUUUGCCCUCUGCAUUUUUUCUUCUUAUUCUCCUGCCUUCUCUCUCUCUCUCUCUCUCUCUCUCUCCCUCCCUCCACAACUCAAUGUAGUUGAGUCUUUUCCUCCUUUUGUAUUCAGGAGGGCCUCUUCUUUCUUCUUCUGGUUUAGUGGGGUCCCAUUCCGGAAUUCCUACUGUGUAAUUUGGGAAACCCUGCGAAGCCUAACCAUGGCGGUGGAAGAGACCGUAGGAGAAACUAAAGGAACCCCAGAAAUGGAAUCAGAAUCACAAGGCGGUCUGAGGAAGAUGGAGUCGUGCGAGGAAGACACGUCACCGAGGGGCGUGUUGGAAAUCCCUGUCACCGACUCGGACUACAGCGGCAGCAGCUGCGCCUCGUCAUCUUGUUCCGAAAAGACGAUGGGCCAGCACCGGACGCUAAUGCGCAGCAACGGGUUGCAGAGGAGAGGCAAGGGAAUGUUCGAUGCCUUGAAGAAGAAGUCGGCGAGGCGGUUUUCGACCAUUCCAAUAUUAGCUGCCAGCUACGAACUGUCCAGGAGAAACUUGAGGAGGAGACUGGCUCGGAUUUGGAGCACCGAGGAGGAGGAGGAGGAGGAGGAAGGAGCUGAUGAGAUGUCGGUUACGAAGCCGUCAUGGAGGAACUUUGAUUACGCUGAGCUUGCUGCUGCUACUGGCAAUUUCAAACCUGAUAACCUGAUUGGCAAAGGUGGGCAAGCAGAAGUUUACAAGGGGUUCUUAUACAAUGGAACAGUUGUAGCAGUAAAGAGGCUAAUGAAGAAAGAUAACGAAAAAGAAAACGAGGAUCGAGUUGGCGAUUUCUUGGCAGAGCUUGGGAUUAUUGCACACAUAAGGCACCCGAAUGCUGCUCGCCUACUUGGCUUUGGCAUCGACGGUGGUUUGCACCUUGUCCUGCAAUUUUCCCCACAUGGCAGCUUAGCUUCUCUACUCUUUGGUACGUCAGAAUGUAUGGAUUGGAAGAUCAGGUUUAAGAUAGCAAUUGGGAUAGCACAAGGUCUGCGAUAUCUCCAUCACGAAUGCCACAGGCGCAUCAUUCACCGGGACAUCAAAGCCUCUAAUAUAUUACUAACCGAAGAUUAUGAAGCUCAGAUAUCUGAUUUUGGACUAGCAAAGUGGCUCCCAGAAAAAUGGACUCACCAUGUUGUAUUCCCUAUUGAAGGCACAUUCGGGUACUUGUCUCCAGAGUACUUCAUGCAUGGAAUUGUCGACGAGAAGACUGAUGUGUUUGCAUAUGGGGUCUUAUUACUGGAGCUCCUGUCAGGUCGGCGUGCAGUUGAUUCAACUCAGCAAAGCCUUGUGAUAUGGGCAAAGCCGCUUCUAGAUGCGAGUAAUAUGAAGAAGCUAGCAGAUCCUCGGCUGGAGGAUGCAUAUGAUCCGAUUGAGAUGAAAAGAGCCAUGGUAACGGCUUCAAUGUGCAUCAGUCACCAAUCCACAAAGCGUCCAUACAUGAAUCGGGUAGUGCAGAUACUGAAGGGCGAGGAUGGCGUUGCAGAUCAGUUGAGAAAGAAGUCUACAGCAGUGAGAUCACUGGUCCUAGAGGCAUGUGACUUGGAAGAUUACACUUGUUCGAACUACCUCACCGAUCUCAACCGCUACCGGCAAUUGGUGUUGGAUCAGUAGACUGCCGUUGCUCUUUCUCCUGCAGCCUCUCGUUGUUGUUGCAUUGCAGCUAUCAGGGUGAAAGUUUUGGGAUUGUAGUCCCCUUUUGCUGUAUCUUUCCUCAGGCACUCGAACUGAAGCAACUGUUGAUUGAUAGCUACAUAUUUGUAGAGAAUACUAGGAAAAGUGGCAUUUUGUUAUUGUUGUGGCAUGAUAUGUUAUGUUGUGGAACGAUCAAUUAGAAAAUUGUACAUUCAGACGUUUGACGCAGCUAAUGCUCUACUAGUUGAACGAUCGAGAUUGAUAACUUGGCAACAUAACAUACCGUAAUAUCUAGCAAAAGGAAGUUACUUUUAACAAAGUGUAGCCCAUGAUGGGUGUGUUUAUGUUAUCUCUUCAUGUAAACAAUUCUGAAUCAAGUUGAAUGUUUUCCUUGA
Malus domestica (apple) is the source of this 2159-nucleotide messenger RNA. RefSeq names its product receptor-like cytosolic serine/threonine-protein kinase RBK1. Gene Ontology annotation, biological process: protein phosphorylation. Gene Ontology annotation, molecular function: protein kinase activity; ATP binding. The record is from RefSeq and is a predicted model, not a curated record. NCBI's taxonomy places the organism in Eukaryota, Viridiplantae, Streptophyta, Magnoliopsida, Rosales, Rosaceae.